Molecule: messenger RNA, 525 nt
Organism: Vairimorpha ceranae
Lineage: Eukaryota; Fungi; Microsporidia; Nosematidae
Product: cyclin-like protein
Exons: 1
Coding region: 1-525 (174 amino acids)
Source: RefSeq, a predicted model, not a curated record
AUGCUAAAAUAUUACAAAGAUAUCGAAAAAAUAAUAUUAACAUGCAAAAAAAUAGGAUGUACACAAAAAAUAGUGCAAUAUUCUGUUUCUAUUUUUAAAUUAUAUGUGAAUAAUUCUAAAGAUGAAGAUGUUGAUUCUGUUAUUGCAGCAUCUAUUUUAUUGGGAUGUAAAAUAUCUAAUUAUAUAAUUGACAUAAAUAGACUUACAAAGAAUAAAAGUAAAGUUAUAGAAAUUGAAUUUGAUAUCUGUAAAGUUCUUGAUUUUGAUUUUAAUCAAGAAGAUAUUUAUACUAAAUUGGUGUGUUAUCUAACAAAGUACAAUAUAAGUCAAGAUGUAGCACAAUAUGUAUGGAUUUUUAUAAAUGAUAGUGUUUUUAUUGAUGUAUCAAAAUAUGAUUAUGAUAGUAUAAUAUUAGCUUGUAUCAAUUUAGCGUGUUUAGUUUUUGAUAUUGAUAAUAAAAUAGAAGUAAAUAAUAGUGUAAAAGAAAUUAUGAAUUCUAUUUUGUGCGUUUAUGAAAAAAAUUAA